AUGCCCAUCGCUUGCCGUAGCGGUUGUGGCCGCAAUGCGUUUAUGCGAAGACCAAAAACUGGGGAUGUGCUGUGCAAGGAAUGUUUCUUUCUGGCGUUCGAGACGGAAAUACACAACACCAUUCAGCAGGAGCAAUUAUUUCGCUCGGGUCAAAAGGUAGCGAUUGCGGCUAGUGGGGGCAAAGACAGCACAGUUCUCGCCCAUGUGAUGAACCUGUUGAACCAACGGUACAAUUACGGGCUCGAUUUGGUGCUGCUUUCCAUCGACGAAGGAAUAACCGGAUAUCGGGAUGACAGCCUUAAAACGGUGGCACAGAACCGAGACGAUUACGGGAUGCAGUUGCGCGUGCUCUCGUAUCAGGAGCUGUACGGAUGGACGAUGGAUCGUAUAGUGGCGGAGAUAGGCCGUAGCAACAAUUGCACGUUCUGCGGUGUGUUCCGCCGGCAGGCAUUGGACCGUGGGGCACGCUUAAUGGAGGUCGAUUGUGUAGCCACCGGGCACAACGCGGACGACAUUGCGGAAACCGUCAUAAUGAACAUACUGCGCGGAGAUACCGCACGGUUACGCCGCUGUUGCGAUAUCAAAACGGGUUCCAAAGAAGCCGACACAAUUCCGCGUGUGAAACCGCUAAAGUAUAGCUACGAGAAGGAGAUCGUGAUGUACGCACACUUUAAGAAGCUGGUCUACUUUUCGACCGAAUGUGUAUUCGCACCGAACGCUUACCGUGGCCAUGCGCGGGCGUUUUUGAAAGAUCUCGAAAAGGUACGCCCGUCAGCGAUCAUGGACAUCAUUCAUGCGGGUGAGCAGCUACAGAUCAAGGGUACGGUGAAGAAGCCGGUACGCGGGGUUUGUGGUCGGUGCGGGUUCGUCUCGUCACAGCAACCGUGCAAGGCUUGUGUGCUGCUGGAAGGAUUGAACCGUGGUUUGCCUAAACUGGGCAUUGGCAAGAAAUCCAAAGGAGAACGAAUGGUAGCCUUACAAGAGCAACAGUUACGCGAGAAGGCACAUCUUGUAAAGAACGACUUCUGA
Anopheles marshallii is the source of this 1029-nucleotide messenger RNA. It is a transcript of the gene Ctu1, whose product is annotated as cytoplasmic tRNA 2-thiolation protein 1. Bases 1 to 1029 code for a protein of 342 amino acids. NCBI's taxonomy places the organism in Eukaryota, Metazoa, Arthropoda, Insecta, Diptera, Culicidae. The record is from RefSeq and is a predicted model, not a curated record. The transcript has 2 exons. Gene Ontology annotation, molecular function: tRNA binding. Gene Ontology annotation, cellular component: cytosolic tRNA wobble base thiouridylase complex; mitochondrion. Gene Ontology annotation, biological process: tRNA wobble position uridine thiolation.